Molecule: messenger RNA, 2033 nt
Organism: Xenopus laevis (African clawed frog)
Lineage: Eukaryota; Metazoa; Chordata; Amphibia; Anura; Pipidae
Gene: fndc11.L
Product: fibronectin type III domain-containing protein 11
Exons: 2
Coding region: 1085-1963 (292 amino acids)
Source: RefSeq, a predicted model, not a curated record
GAAGUAUUUUUUAUUCUAUUCCUUCACUCGAACUUAGUGAAUGGGCCCCUUGGUGUGUGCAGCAAUGCACUUUAUGUAGUUGGACACUGGGACCUAUUCUCCGUUGAGUAUAUAGAGGUAUACCAGCCCAGGGUCUGAGGUUAGUGAUUAUAAUAACUGGGGGUACCUGAUAAAUUUGCACUCCCAUUGAUUCAGCCUUUCCUUGUCCUGAUUUUGUUUGUUCUAUAUGCCCAGCUCCCUAUUGCUCUUUUUAGCUUGGCCAGGCAACAGAACGUUACUUGGAUAUAUUAGAAAAUAGAAAACAGUUGUGACCCCCCAAGUACCUUUAGGUACUUUUGCUACUAGGUUAUCCUUCCCACAAUGCAAGAUGUCCCUGGGCACGACAAGAGUGGAAGGGGUGGGUCAUGUUCCAGCCUGAAAGCUCAUUAAUUGGCAUCGCCCUACACUGGAGCUGUGCAAUGCUGCCCAGAUGGCAGAGGGAAGCUGUAUGGCCUCACAUGGCAUAGUUACCCACCUAGAGAGCUGCCCUACAUUCAGCUGUGAUACCCUAACCUGCUCAGUGUAGGAGGCAGCUAGGUUUGGGUUGAUCUUAGGUUAAAUGAACAAAAGAUAUGAGCCCCCAAACACUUGCAUUCUAUUAUAUGCUGGGAAGGCAGUGAUAUUGCAUGGUACACCCACCCAGUCCCACAUACCAUGUGUAUACUGAAUAUAACAGAAGGGUGCAGAGUCUAAAUGCUGUUAAGGUAAUGGGUUGGCAGUGGGGCACUGGUAUUGUAGAGCCAGUACCUGGGUUCCUUUAAGGUCAAAUCCUGAUAGACAACCCUAAAACAGGAAGUUCUACCCAGAGCCCUAACUGUAACCACUGGGAAUGCUCCCCCUGUGGAGCAAAAAGGGAAUGGUACAGUCUGGGUAACGGACAAGGGCCCACUGCAGUUCUGCUUGCGUAAUAAAUUCUACGCUUGGCAUGGUUACCCCAGGGGUGUCAAAAAGAUCAAUAACUAUAAGCACAUCCCCUGGUAUAUUUCCCCAGCAAGGACUCGAGAACAGCUGCCUGUAGCCUGCACUAGAUACCAUACAGUGCACCAUGGAUGUAGGGGGCGUGAGCAGGCAGAGCUCUGUCCCUUGCCUUAUGGUUGAGGAGCCUGAGGAGGAAGUGAUGAAAGUGGCCCAGGAAAGGGAGCAGUUGGUCAGUAAGUUCCUGAAGGAGGAGCUCAGUGAGAAUUUCCUGAGAAGGCAGCAAGGCAAGGUGGAGAGGCUGCUGCGAUGUUCCUUCUAUAUGGAGAUCCUUUCUGCUCAGGUGGAAGAAGAGGACGAUGUCCAUCCCAGGCUGCCCAUCAGUGUCUUUCAGUUUAUAGACUCAUGGAAAUUCCAGCGCAUGAAGAAAUUGGCCGCCACACAGACCCGAAUCCAACUGCUUCUCCUGGAGAAACUCUUAGUGCAGCUUCGGAGCGGACGAGCGUCCCUGGUGGGGAUGAUCCAGGGCCACGGGUUCAACAGUUACUUGUGCAAGUGGGAAGAGGUCUGUCAGUGUAUAUCGGACAUACAACAACUCCAGAAAGAUUUCCUACUCCUGUUGGUUCCCAGGGGGCUCCACCUCAAGCACCAACUUGUGUCCAACAUCAGCGCCCCCAAGAUUCCUCCCAUCCGCCUGGUGCUGCGCUUGAGGACUCCAGUGGUGUUUGACCGUUUAGGGUCGGUGGUUUUCCGAGACUGGGUAUUACUGAGGUGGCAAAGCCUUGGGCAGCAGUGCCUGAUAGAGAAGUACGAGUUGAGGUUCAGGCUGCAAGAGGAGGAGCAAUGGGCGGUGGUGUCUGUCAGUGGUAACCACCUGGAAAUCCAUCACCUACUGAGUGACAAGUUGUACGAGUUCACUGUACGCCGAGCAGAGACCUACACACUUGUGUAUGAGGCCUGGCAUGAUACAAUUACUCUGCGCACACUCCCAUCCCAUGAGCAAUUUUGACAUUUCUGGCACCACGUUCCACCCGCCAUCUUCUCUUUAAAUAUGCACCAAUAAAGUAUGUGCAAACAGG